GUCCUGAGUACCUGCACCAGUUACGCUUGUUGAGUGUUGAAGCAGAGUGGUGGAGCAGCAGCACUGGUGAUAUAAAGAUGGCAGUGUGAGGAGAGACACAUACGGAGGAAUAAGAAGAGACGAGGAAUCGAGAAAGUAGAUGUGGAAUGAUAAAGAGGGAAGUACAGAAGAAUAUAGCGUGUUGCUAGGAGACUGUGGGAGGAAGAGCUGUGUGGAGACGUGUUGGAGAAGAGACACUGGGCCAGGAUGGGUCCCUGACCCUUCGCCAACGUCAACAUCACCAACGUCAACAUCGCCAACAUUGUUUACAACGUCAACAUCUGAGAGCAUUGCUCUCCGUGCCCAGGAUGUUGCUGUUGAUGAUGCUGGGAUGGGCACUCAUCCUCCAUCCUGCCCGGGCACUCUCCAAGUUUACCCCUCCCAUCUCACAUCCACUUCACGUACCACAGGAGAGGCUUAUAGAAAUUAUUCCCUCAGCAGUGGAUUUUACAGCUGUGGAACGCGUGGGCGAUGAAGGCGCCGAAGAGAGUCCUCGAGUCGAUGACGUUAUCCAUGAGCACUCGAAGCCCUCCAUUCAGGAGAGUGCUAAAGACAGUGUAGACCUCAGAGAAGGAGUCUUACAGUCCUUCAUCUCGGCCUUAACUGGAAGUUUCGGAAAGUCUUGGCUGGGAGGUUCCUGGAGUAGCACUUCGAAACCUCCAGAAGACUUGGAGUUCGAUGUUCCAAGAACUGAUGGCAGAAGAGUCUUCACGUUUAAUGGAAAAGGAGAUGAGAAAAGCGCCCACGGAGACGGUGAAAAUGGCAAGGGAAAGAUAGGUGAGAGAGACAGUAGAGUGGAUAAUGACGGUGAAGGAGCAAGGGAAGAGAGCAGCGAGCGAGAUAUCACGAGACAUGACGUGGUGAGUGUCGAAGUGGAGGAGACGGAAACCUCGAGGAAGGUACACAAGCGAGUUCGUCGACAGGAUGAUGGUGGUGAUGAGGGUGGUGAUGAGGGUGGUGAUGAGGAUGGUGGUGGUGGUGAUGAAGAAGGUGGUGGUGAUGAAGGUGGUGGUGAUGAUGAAGGUGGUGGUGAUGAAGGUGGCGGUGAUGAAGGUGGUGGUGAUGAAGGUGGUGGUGAUGAAGAUGGUGGAGAUGGGGAUGGUGGUGGUGAGGAUGAUGGGGGUGAAGACUAUGAAAGUGAAGAUGGUGGUGGUGAAGAUAGUGGUGGUGAAGACUACGAAGGUGAGGAUGGUGGUGGUGAAGACUACGAAGGUGAGGACGGUGGUGAAGAGGAGGGUGAUGGUGAUGAUGAGAGUGGUGGUGAAGAUGGUGGUGGUGAGGAUGGUGGUGGUGAGGAUGGUGGUGGUGAGGAUGGUGGUGAUCCUGAGGCCGAGGAUGGUAGUGGAGACUAUGAUGAAGACUACGAUGAAAACUAUGACGAUGGUGAUUAUCUCGCCGAGGACUAUGAGGAAGAUGCCGUUGAAGGUGAAGAAAAUGAAGAUGCUGAUAACAGCGAUGGGGAAAGUGAAGCCGGCAGUGGUGACAGUGAUUCUACAGGCGAUGAAGAAUAUGAUGAAUACUAUGACGAAUAUGAUGACGAAUAUGACGGCGACUAUGAAGAAGGGAGUGACGAACCUUCUGAAAACGGCGAAGGUGAAGGGAAUAAAGAAAAUAUCGAAGAAAAGACUAAGAAGGAGGAUAAGGAAGCAGAAAAAGAAAGUGACUCUACUGGGAAGGACGGUGAGGAGGCAACUGGCGAGGAGAAUUAUGAUUACGAUGAUUAUUACGAUGAUUAUAAGGAUGGUGGUGAUAGUGAAGUUGAUGAGCAGGUCGAGACAAGUGGCCAGGAAGGUGGAAAAGGCGCAGCUGGAGAGGUUGAUGGUGGUGCAGGUGGUAAGGGCAGUAGUGGUGGUGCAGGUGGUAGUGGCAGUGGUGGUGGUGGUGUCGAAAAAGAAGUCAGCGACAAUCCUAGCACUGACGACGACUAUUACGCUAACUACUAUUACGACGACUACUACGGCGACUACAACGAAGCCGCUGCCGACGGAGGCGUCGGUAGCGGCGGCGAAGACUUGGCUCACAGGCAAGGAGAGAGAGAAUCGGAGACAAGUCAACAAAUCGGAGGAGGAGGAGGAGGAGGAAAAGAUUACGGUGGCUUCGCAGGUAGUAAUAAAAAUGGGGUUAAUGGUAAAGGAAGUAGUAGUAGUAGUAGUGGUGGUGGUGGUGGUAAUAACUGGAGUGGUAGUAAAGGCUCGGGUGGAGUGGGAGAUACUGGAACGUCGUAUGGAAGUGGUACUGGCAGUGGAUCUUACAGUGACGGGACUGUAUUUAUUGGUGAGGGUGACAGUGGAAGUGCGGGGUCGAACGGCCUCGGGACGACUGUGAACAGCAAUAUGGAGAACGGGAUCGUAUCCAUCGGCAAUGGCGCAGCACCUCUUGUCGGUGGAAUUAAUGGAAGUGAAUCAAAUGACGAUAGGAUGGUGCCUAUGUCCAGUGGCUACCUGGGCAGCGCACCCAAUGGUCUUGAAGGUGCGGGCGUUGCUGGAAGCAACUCCCUUCAGAACAUCGGUACCAGCGGCCUCGUUAACGUGCCGUUCAAUAUCCCCCCUGGCUUCACGCCCUCCGGAACACCCACCGGUGUUGCCGGAGCCGGAUAUCCCGGGAUGAGCGUGACCGGAAUGGGACUGGGGUCGGUGUCGCAAGUUCCCCCCGGCGUGGAGGUCAUCUCCGGCCCCAAGGGAGAAGUGGUUAUACAGAUCCCGCCGGGUGUUGGCUGGAAUGACGUCAAGAACUCCCUCACUGACAAGAACUCCCGCAAGACGUGGCGCAGUAUCUUGAGUACUGUAAGAAGUCUUCGUCAGCAAGACAGUCUCGGAGAUUCUCCCAGCAUCAGCGUGGCACCUGUGGACCCGGCACUGGCGGCACCCUCCCAAGUGUCACUGGAAAAAGUCCAGCGGCUCAUCAGUGAUAUGCCUCUCCCUCGCCUUCAGCAGACUCGCAGACGCCUGCAGCAGCUGCUGGCGCAGGCCCGCAGGAGCCAACUCAAUAUGAUGCUGAAGGUUAGUGGGGGAGUGCUGAAGUCUCCCCCAGCAGGAGCGGCACUUCUCACAUCUGCUGACGGUACUCAGGUGGUUACUCUCCCUAACACACUAAAGUGGGUGGAUGUGAAGGACUCCUUCGCCACCCCUCAGGAUAGGAACCUCUGGAAGCAGAUCUUCGAGGCUCGUGACGCCAACAGGAGAUUGAUGCAGGGAAACCUGGCGGAGAUCAGGCAAAGCAUCUGGCUCGUCGCUGACCAGAUCAAUGAGAGAUUUGAUACUCAAUCAAAACUCAGGUCCUGGACCGGAAGUAGUAGGAUAAAAGACCCAAAGAAUAAAAGAAGAAGGUUAUUAUUACGAGCGAUGAAAAGGAAUAGAAACAAAAACAGAAAUAAUGUGAACUUGAAGAAACACAGAAACAUGAACGGGACGAAAUUAAUGAAUCAAAAUAGCAAAUUCAGGAAUAACCACAGAAGAGCCAGAAGGCGAAGAAAACGAAAGAAUAUGAGAAAUAAAGACAGGUCUAAGAAACUAUUUCCCAAGAGGACGGAUAAAAUAAAGAAUAGAUACAAUUCUACUGGCUCAGUGCCGCUAGGUCAUCCAAGGUCAGAACUCAGGCACAACAAACUGAAUGUUAACAAGAAACAAAAACAAGACAUCAGGACUAGAAAAGCCAUGAAGAAGAACAAGUUAAAGAGGAAAAUGAAAAGGAGAAACAGAAAGAAAGCGAUAAACAGGAAAAUGAAGAAGUUACAGAAUAAAAUUGGUCAAGGAAGAGCAAAGAAUGUGAAGAAACUACAGAACCAGAUAAGUCCGGGUAAGAUGAGGAAGAGGAAGAAGAAGAAGAAGAUACAGAAUAAGAUGAAUCAAGGGAAGAGGAGGAAGAUGAAGAAGUUACAGAAUAAGAUGAAUCAAGGGAAGAGGAGGAACAUGAAAAAGUUACAGAAUAAGAUGAAUCGAGGGAAGAGGAGGAAGAUGAAGAAGUUACAGAAUAAGAUGAAUCAAGGAAAGAGGAAGAAGAUAAAGAGGAAGACACAUAAUCAAAUCAUUCGAGGGAAGACGAGGAACGGGAAAAGAAAAAAUAGAAAAAAGAAGAUUAUCAGGAACUACCUUUCAACUAAGAGGAAUAAGGGAGAAAGAGGAAUAACAAGAGGUAACCUGAGGAAACUGACGUUUGACCUCAACCCAAACAACCUGGAAGAUCCUAGAGAACACAGCACCAAGACAACCAGGAAACAGAACACCAGGAAAACCAGGAAACAGAACACCAGGAAAACCAGGAAACAGAACACCAGGAAAACCAGGAAACAGAACACCAGGAAAACCAGGAAACAGAACACCAGGAAAACCAGGAAACAGAACACCAGGAAAACCAGGAACAACAAACUCGACCUCAAGAACAAACUGAAAGGGAAACCAAAGAAGAACAGAGGGAAGAAGAAAACCAGAAAAUACAAAGGGAUCAGAAAGGUAAAGAAGAAUAAGAUGAAGAUAAAGAAGAGGAACGACAAGAUGAACCAAAGAAAGAGGAUCAAGAAGAAACGUCAAAAUAAUCCAGGACAAGGAGUUAUAAUGAAGGUUGGUAAAGACAACGGAGACUCGAUCACACUAGCAACAUCAACAAACUCAAAACUCAUCACAAACACAAACAAAGACAGAAACAAUAAAUCAAUGAGGAAAAUGAAGAAGAAAAAAAACAAGAAAAUAUUCGGGUAUCACAAAAAAACCCAGAAAAAUCUAAAGAAACUCAAGAAAAAAAGGGUAAAGAAACUGAAGAAAAAUUUGAAAAAGAUGAAGAAAAUAAAGAAAAACAAGAAAAAGAACAAAAAAGUAAAGAUAAAUCAAGCGAAAUCUCAAAGGAGAGAAAAUAAUAACAUCAAUAAUAUGAUGAAUAAAGACAAUACGAUGAAUAUAAUGCAAAAUUCCUUCCUUCAAAGUCAAAAUAACAACAUUGAAAAUAUGAUAAUGACUUCAAAGGCAAACGAACACAAAAUCAAUAAGAAUCAACACAAAAAGAUGAAAAUGAAAGCAAAAAAGGAGAAAUGGGAGAAAAAGAUGAAAAACAAGAAGGAGAAAAUUAAGAUGAAGAAGAUGAAGAAGACAGAGACUGGUAAGAAGCCUCAUUUCUCACAUGGGUCGUCAGGAGCUGCAGACAUCGCAGCCUCCUUCUCUUUAUCUUCUCCUUUCUCCUACUCAUCUUUAUCCUCUCCCUCCUCCUCCUCCUCCUCCUCUUCCUCCGUCUUCUCCCCCGUUUCCUCCAUUUACGCCUCCUCCUCCUACUACCCUAACCCAAGCUUGGCCACCACUGCCGACCUGAAGAGCCACCACUUCGACUGGCUCGCAACGCCCACAAAACACGACAACAAUCACAACAACAACAGUGUCUUCUCCAGUCUUCUCACCAGUUACAGCAGCGUUGGAAAGAAAGACAAGAAAAACAAUGACAACCCAUGGAAAAAUGAUAAGAAAAACAAAUCAGACAAGAAAAACAAGAACGGCAACAAAGGAAAGAAUAAGAACAAGCAGAACAAGGACAAUUUUCCCUGGUUUUAAAGGACCUGGAAGAGUCAGAAUUUUUAUUGAUUAGAAUAUCACUAUUGUUAUGGUUAUAAUAACAGUAAGGUUCCAUAAAGAAACAUAGACAAAUAAUGUGAUAUUAAUAAAGCUUGUCAAUAAAAUAAUGAGGCAGAAAUAAUUAGGAUAAUUACCGAGUAAGAGUUGAAAUCACCUGGAGAGAACAGUAAGCAGUGAUAAAGUAAUUACUGAGAUAAACAGUGAUAGCUACAGCCAGUGACAGCUACAGAUAGUGAUAGUUACAGCCAGUGUCAGACAUGGCCAGCGUCAGACACAGCCAGUGACAGCUACAGCCAGUGUCAGCCACUGCCAGUGACAGGCACAGCCAGUGACAGCCACAGCCAGUCUCAGCCACAGCCAGUGACAACCACCGCCAGCGUCAGCAACUAAAAGUACAUCAUCACAUCAACAAACACAUCUUUCAAUUAAGAAACCUCCGAUCUGUCCACUUGUUAUAUAAUACAACAUCGUCCUGUACUUUUCUAUGCACUAUACAUUCGUUAUCAUGAUGGAAGAUCGUGGCUGCUCUUUCCAUUAUGUCAACAAGCAAUAUUUUAUAAGUAAUAAUAUAUUUUGUAAUACAGGGUGUCCACAAAAACAUUCCCUGAUUUUAA
Messenger RNA from Cherax quadricarinatus, 6205 nucleotides. RefSeq lists its product as uncharacterized. The record is from RefSeq and is a predicted model, not a curated record. NCBI's taxonomy places the organism in Eukaryota, Metazoa, Arthropoda, Malacostraca, Decapoda, Parastacidae.